Messenger RNA from Apiotrichum porosum, 1104 nucleotides. RefSeq names its product Malate dehydrogenase, cytoplasmic (gene MDH1). The record is from RefSeq and is a predicted model, not a curated record. Gene Ontology annotation, cellular component: cytoplasm; mitochondrion. Gene Ontology annotation, biological process: malate metabolic process; tricarboxylic acid cycle. The transcript is spliced from 5 exons. Bases 1 to 1104 code for a protein of 367 amino acids. NCBI's taxonomy places the organism in Eukaryota, Fungi, Basidiomycota, Tremellomycetes, Trichosporonales, Trichosporonaceae. Gene Ontology annotation, molecular function: L-malate dehydrogenase (NAD+) activity.
AUGUUCGCUGCUCGUCGUGCUGCCUCCACCACCCUCGCCCGUGGCUUCUCCACCUCGGCCGCCGCCCCCUUCAAGUGCGCCGUCCUCGGUGCCGCCGGUGGUAUCGGUCAGCCCCUGUCCCUCCUCCUCAAGGGCAACCCCCUUGUCACCAAGUUGUCCUCACACCUUUCACCACCUUCCCCCUUCUCUCCCACUCGCUUCUACACCGUCUCUCCUUACGUUCUUGCUAACGUAGAACAGCUUGCCUUGUAUGAUGUGCGCGGAGCCCCCGGCGUCGCUGCCGACAUCUCGCACGUCAACACCGCUUCGGAGGUCAAGGGCUACGAGCAGAACGACAUCAAGUCGGCCCUUGAGGGUGCCGACGUUGUCAUCAUCCCCGCUGGUGUCCCCCGCAAGCCCGGCAUGACCCGUGACGACCUCUUCAACACCAACGCCUCGAUCGUCCAGACCCUCGCCGAGGCCGCUGCCCAGUACGCCCCCAAGGCCCUCAUUGGCAUCAUCUCGAACCCCGUCAACUCGACCGUCCCCAUCUUCGCCGAGGUCUACAAGAAGGCCGGUGUCUACGACCCCAAGCGCCUCUUCGGUAUCACCACCCUUGACGUUGUCCGCUCGUCGCGUUUCCUUGGUGAGAUCAAGGACAAGGACCCCAAGGACGUUGCCGUCACCGUCGUCGGUGGCCACUCGGGUGUCACCAUCAUCCCCCUCCUCUCGCAGACCGAGGCCGGCAAGGACGUCGCUGGCGAGGCCUACAAGGCCCUUGUCCACCGCAUCCAGUUCGGCGGUGACGAGGUCGUCCAGGCCAAGGCCGGUACCGGCUCGGCUACCCUCUCGAUGGGCUACGCCGGCGCUCGCUUCGCCGACGCCCUCCUCCGCGCCCUUGACGGCCAGACCAACGUUGUCGAGCCCACCUUUGUCGACUCGCCCCUCUUCAAGGACCAGGGUGUCGACUUCUUCGCCUCCAACGUCGUCCUCGGCCCCGAGGGUGUCAAGGAGAUCCUCCCCCUCGGCCCCCUUUCCGCCGCCGAGGAGGACCUCCUCAAGGCCGCCAUCCCCGAGCUCGCCAAGAACAUCAAGAAGGGUGUUGACUUUGUCAAGUCGCAGUAA